Molecule: messenger RNA, 4606 nt
Organism: Oryctolagus cuniculus (rabbit)
Lineage: Eukaryota; Metazoa; Chordata; Mammalia; Lagomorpha; Leporidae
Source: RefSeq, a predicted model, not a curated record
CAGCGAGCUCAGAGCCACAGAAGCUACUGGAGCAGAGCUGGCGAAGUGGAGGUGACCAGCCAGUGGGACCGGACAAAGGCGUGGACGCCCAGCAGUGGCGUGUCCUGGAGAGUUUGCUCGCCCACGACGUUGCCCGUGCCUGCUGCAGUGGGCACAAAAGACCGAAUUGACCUACGGGGAUUCCAGGGACAAGGAGCCUCCCGGAGAGGAGGAGCCCAGGCUUGUGCAGGUGUCACAUGCCCCACGCCCACAUCUGUUGAACAUGCAGCCAUCCGGGUCAAGAGUUACAACUUGAGCUCCAGGGAGCGGUAUGUUUGUAACUCAGGUUUCAAGCGUAAAGCCGGGACAUCCAGCCUGACGGAGUGUGUGUUUAACAAAACCACAAACAUUGCCUACUGGACAACUCCCAAUCUCAAGUGCAUCAGAGACCCCUCCCUGACUCACCAAAGGCCAGUGCCACCCUCCACUGUAGUGACGGCAAGGGUGACCCCACAGCCAGAGAGCCCCUCCCCUUCUGGAAAAGGCCCAGCCACAUUCUCUCCAGAAUCAGACACCACAGUGGCCACAGGGACAGCUAUUGUACCAGGCUCCCAGCUGAUGCCAUCCACGUCACCUUCCACAGGAACCACAGGGGUAGGCAGUCAUGAGUCCUCCCAAGCCCCAUCUCAGACAACAACAAAGACCUUGGAACCCACGCCCUCCACCUCCCACGAGACAACAGAUGCUCAUCCGUACAGUUCCAGAGACGUCACUGUGGCCAUCUCCACAUCUGUCUCGCUGCUGGGUGUAGUGUGUGUGGGGUUCCUCCUGGCGUAUUGCCUCAGACCAAGGCAAACUUCCCAGCCACCUGGUGUUGAAAUGGAAACCACAGAAGCAAUGCCAAUGACUGGGCGCACCGGUAGCAGAGAGGAAGACACAGAAAACUACCCACCUGACCUCUGAAACUCGUGGUGGGGUGUUCCAGCCCAACUAAGUCUGGAGCAAAGGAACCACCUCUGUUUACCUAAGGAGGAAGAGACUCAAGGAGUUGGGUGCCCAGAAAAAGCCGACCAGGAUAACCACACGUCCCUGAUGUGAUCUAACUGUGCCCAGCCUGGGCACACCCCCGUAGAAGCCAGGAGAUCACUGAGCAUUCAGGAGGAUGCCAUCCAUCCACCCACCUGCUGCCAACUCAGGUACAGGGGCCAGCUUCCCAAAGUCCAAGCAGGUAAAGCUCUCUCAGGAAAGGCUGAUGGCUUCAGGCCAGCGUUUGUAUUUCAUUAUGACAUUUAUUGAGGCUACUUUAUUGGCCUGUUUAGUCCAUGUGUCAUCCUGACUUGUAGUUUAGAGAGGAUAGUAAUACAACCAAGGCUGUCCAUUGCACAAUGCUCCUUCUGACUUGAGAGAUGUCCACAGGGAAGGCAUCUGCAUUUGAGCUCCAGAAAAUUCUGACAAUAGGUGCUCUGCAUGAUUGGAAGUAGGCCAAGCAAGGCAGAAGACAUAUUGAGCCCACUGAAUCCUCUUGAGUUAAGGAUUCAGAAAGAAAACUGAACUCAGUGACAUUUUACAUACACAAGCGUUUAUAUUUAUUCUUCUGUUAUCUCUGCAUAUUAUAUAUGAUUUGUAUUUUGAAAUUAUGUCUAUGUAAGCAAAAUAAAAAUAUAUUUUCAAUACAAAAAGAAUGAGACAUGUUCCACAAAGAAAACAGCAAGGAUGCAGAAUCUGCAAUGAUUGUAGCACAGAUUUUCUUUCUAAAAAGAGAAAAAAAAAAUGCUUGCCCAAAGCUGGAUCAUAUCACAGUUUCGGGAAUUUCUAACAAAAUUUCCCUGUGAGAAGUAACUUGAUGUAACCUGGAUGAUGGUAAGUUGUGGCUCAGCUAUGUGUGGGAUGUACAUUUCACUUUCCUUCUCAUGUUCUUCUUUGCUGUGGAUGCCAUUUAUUUCUGAAAUCCUAGGCCUAAUCUCACUUUCCCACCCAUUUUAUGGAUGUGAAAAUUGAGCCAGAGAAAGUGGAACCACCACAAACAUCUGGGAGGUAGGGCAUGCACGCAGCAUCUGAUUCAUAUGCUGCCAGAGGCUCUUAAAGCGCCACUUCUCAUUGUCUGCUGUGUGUCAAUUUAGAUGGUUUUAUCACAAUUAAAGGAAGCCUCUCCAAAUGGUUAUUUGGGCCCCUCCCCUCCAACCAGCACAGUGGUAGGAGUGGUAGGAGCUGCCAUGCCAUUAGUGUCAGACCAGACACCUACAUGCAUCACUGUUGCAUUUCGUGGGUCCAGCCGUGUUCAAAGGCCAGCCUAGGCUCAAAUGGGAGGGAAGGAAUCAAUGGAAGCCCGAUUUGGUGAGUGCCUCCCACAGUUUUCAGAGCUGCUGCAGAGCUGUGAUUUGCUUUUCAAUCCUUGGCACUCAGUAAAUGUCAAUAAAUAUUGGAUGAAGGAACAGAAUUAUCUGUGGAAACCACUACCUGCCAAGUGCUAAUUAGAAUCCAUCUUAAAAUUUUUAUAAUGAAAUGGAAAAAGUUCACAGAACUCCAAAAGAUUUCAAAGUUCUACAGCUGUUAUGCCUUUAGUCCAGAUGUCUUUAACUGGCUACAAACCUAAAAAACUCACAUUUUCCCCUUUUCCCUUGUUUCCUGCACUCCGAAAUUUGCCAUGAAAAAAACACAUUACUUCUCAUAUUUUUUAUUUUGCUUCAUUUUCCUUGAUCAAGAAUAACUUUUACCCCUGCUCCCCCCACCUUUUUUUUUUUUUAAAGAUUUUAUUUAAUUAUUUGAGAGGCAGAGUUAUAGUGAGAGGGAGAAGACAGUGAGAAAGGUCUUCCUUCUGUUGGUUCACUCCCCAAAUGGCUGCAAUGGCCAGAGCUGCGCCCAUCCGAAGCCAGGAACCAGGUGCUUCCUCCCGGUCUCCCAUGUGGGUGCAGGGCCCAAGCACCUGGGCCAUCCUCCACUGCUUUCCCAGGCUGCAGCAGAGAGCUGGAUUGGAAGAGGAGCAGCUGGGAGUAGAACCGGCACCCAUAUGGGAUGCCAGCGCCACAGGAGGAAGAGUAACCCACUGUGCUAUGUUGCCGGCCCCUAUUUUCUUCCUUUUAAACUCUCUUCUAGACAUUAGGAAGUAAAAGAACAGGGAUCAAAAUCCACAUUUAAGAAUCUUCCAUGUUUCUAAGUGCCUGUUCCACUUCUUCAUCAAAAACCUUUCACUAUUAGUUGAGGCUGCCCAUUUCUGGCCUCAAAAUUUCAAAAAAAAAAAAAAAUAUGCAGUUUAAGUAUCUUGAAUCUCCUUGCCUAUUUCCCAACAAGUCUGUGCUGCUUGGAGUAGAACCAGCCCAAUUCAAAUCAUAGCCUCCCCAACACCCAGCACAAAUCAGGGCUGAAUGUGUGAAUAUCAUUCCAGGAUGCAUAUAAACAAGGAGCUCUAAUAAUGAGGAAAUUCACUUUCCCCUUCUCUCCCUCAAGUGCCUGUCAAUAAUAUUGUCUACACAUGCUGCUUUUGUUGGGUUAGUCUUAGCUAUCCAGGACAUAGCACUUCUUUGUCUACAUUUAUGGGUGUCCUCCAUUGUGUUGGGGUGCCUUGUUGUUCAAUACAGGGUAGGGGCAGACAUCCCCUUCCCAUAUGCUCUCAUCUAACCUGGCUGGGCCCAUCAGACCUUUUCACCUGGGACUCAGAAGCUGUUGACUAUGGGAGGAAUGAAUGAAGCACAAUGAACUUGCAGAGCGGUGUCCUGUAAUCGCCUUAGCUGUCACACUAUUUCUUUCUCCAGACUGCUCUGGUUCAGAGAAUCUGCUCUGGUCCCGGAAUGAAUUCAUCAAAAUCCUUAAACUACCACUUACCUAUUGAUAAUUUUAAAAUUACUUCCACCCACGGCUCUUUGUUGAGUAUAGAUGUUUACCCAAUAGCCCCCUGGACAAUUCUACUUUAAUUUCUCUUAAGCACCCUAAAAUCAUUACAUCAAAAAAACAAAUCCAGGGGCCGGCAUUGUGGCAUAACGGGUAAAGCUGCCACCUGUGACACCGGUAUCCCAUAUGGGUGCCAGUUCAAGUCCUGGCUGCUCCACUUCUGAACCAGCGACCUGCUAAUGUACCCGGAAAGCAGAGGAGGAUGGCCCAAGUACUUGGGCACCUGUGCCCACAUGAGAAACCAGGAAGAAGCUCCUGGCUCCUGCCUUUGGAUCAGCCCACCAAUAGCUGUGCAGUCAUUUGGGGAGUGAACUAGUGGAUGGAAGCUCUCUCUAUCUCUCGCUCUCUAACUCUGCCUUUCAGAUAAAUCCAGCUUAAAAAAAAAACAAAUCUGCUGAGCCCCAGCCCCAGAGUAUCUGACCCUGAAGGUCUUUGGUACACUGGGAAUUGUAUUUCUAACUCUUCCCAGCUGAUACUGAUGCCACUCAUCUGGGGACCGUACUUCCAAGACCACUAAUCUGUCUACCCAAUCAGCAGUUCACCCUACCAGUCACAGUGCAACUGCCAUCACUUGUCAUUUUCUUGCUGAGAUGAUAAUCAUUAGCCUUUUAAUUUAUCUGACCUUUUGUAUUUUUAAAUAUUUACUUAUUUGAAAAUCAGAGAGAGAGAGAAAGUCUUCCAUCUGCGGGUUCACUCCCCAGAUGGCUACAACGGUCAGGCUGAAGCCAGGAGUCAAAAGCUU